CUCUCUGUAACCAUUUGUGCUGUACGUUUCAUCCUUUAAAACCUGGACUGCUAUUUUUAUCUCUGUUCUACGUUCUUGAUAAUUGUACUUUUCUAGGAUUUGUCGAAGACAUUUUUCCUUUGAUUACCAACACGUCCUCGGCAAAGAAUCGUCAUGGGGUCAAACAACAUGACGUAAAACGAGGCAAUGUGUUUCUCUCUGUUCACGCCUUUCUCUCACACGCCUCUACAAAGCAGUAAAUGGUUCGCAGCGUCAUCUUUAAAUGCGUGUUCAAAAUGUUUUUAAAACUGCGAAUUUGCGAUUGCGCUAAUACCAUACGCAUUUUCGCUAUAUAAUUAGUUUUUAAAAUAUGCAGUUGUGGUGAUUAACAAUCGUGUAGUAAUUAAACGAGUUUUCCUCUCUCUAUAUAUAUAUAGUGUGUCCAUAAUUUAAAAAUAACAGCUUAGUAAUAUAGUAUAUUGUACGUACUACAUUAUAUUUAAAACGAGUUACUACAUUAACACACUGAUACAUUUUUUAAACUCGUAUUUAAACGCCUGAUGCACUUUUAGUUGUCAUCGAUAUCAUAUGAGCGCAUCCAUGACAGCCAAAUAGCAUUUUGUCAUCCGUUUCUCGUCCUCCAGCUGGCGAUGGAGUCGCAGUAAGGCUCCUUGUCCAAAUCGGUGUCUGUAUAUAAAAACAGCGCGUGUAUAUACUAUAGCUGGCCGCUCUUGCGCUCGGUCCCGGCUGCGCUGCGCUGCCCUGCGCGGAGAGGAGGGGAGGCGCCUCCGUUUGCUGGCGCACACCCUCCACGGCGCAGCUCCCAGUCCGUCACACAGCAGCCGGCAACGGAGACGCGUCUUCAGCCUCCCACAUCCGCAGUACACAACCUCGGUCAGCCCGCUGUGCCGAGGACGGGAAAAGUCAAGUCGCAAGGUAUCUCUGCUGGUCUCGCCUCUCCUACACGGUGGCUCUGUGCUGAGGGGUGGGGCACAGCUACUCUCUCUCUCUCCAUCUGCCAUCUUCUCCGCUGUCCUCCACUCUUCUCGCCUCCCUCCCCCCCAAAUGGGCUCCCGUAGUCAGAGCUUCUUCCACCACCACAGCCAUCAUCACCAUCAUGCCCGCGGCUCCAUGGUGCCAGCAGCUGUGCCUCGGCUGGUACCCGAGACGGGCGGUACCCUGCUGGGGGGCAUGGCCCAGAUCACGCCCUCCCUCUUCCUCAGUCGCGGCAAUGUGGCAUCUAACCGCAGCCUGCUGCUGUCCAAGGGCAUCACCUGCGUGGUCAAUGCCACCAUUGAGCUGCCCAACUUUAACUGGCCGCACGUGGAGUACGUCAAGGUGCCGCUGGCCGACAUGCCACACUCUCCCAUUUCGCUUUACUUCGACAGCGUUGCCGACAAGAUCCACAGCGUGGGGCGCAAGCGGGGCGCCGUGCUGGUGCACUGUGCCGCCGGCGUCAGCCGCUCGGCCUCACUCUGCCUGGCAUACCUUAUGAAGUACCACCGUGUGUCCCUGGCCGAGGCUCACGCCUGGGUCAAGGCCCGCCGGCCCGUCAUCCGGCCCAACGGCGGCUUCUGGCGCCAGCUCAUCGAGUAUGAGCGCAAGCUUUUCGGCAGGAACUCGGUCAAGAUGGUGCAGACACCCUACGGGGUCGUGCCGGAUGUCUACGAACGGGACCACAGGAGUCUGGCCCCCUACUGGGGCAUGUAGGGAAAGGCAGCCUAACUGGCUGCUUGGUGGGUGGUCUUCCGAACUGUCUCUGCCCUCCUCUGUCUCGAACUUCACCCCUUCUGUGUUGCCCACCUCCCCAAUAGAACAUGCACACCUUUCAGAAAGGCAUCCAACACCGUUGUGUGAGGGAGGCCACUUUGGGUCCUUUUGAACACCGCCACCCCCCAUUUGUGCAGACGGGUAGGACCGGCCCACCUCAAACUGCCCUCAGGGGCCUUUCUCAAGGCCCGCCUUUCCUGACUGGGUGGGGAGACUCAACCUAGCAUCAUGUGAUGGUUUUGUGACAGUCUUGCUAUGGUCUUUUAGUGUUUGGGACAAACAUAAGUGAAUUAAAGUUGAAUGAAUGAAAGUUACAAUGAUUCACAUGUUAUAUUUAUAUGGUGUGUUAGAGAAGCAAUGGGGACCCACUUGAACCACCACCACUGUGUAGCACCCAACUGGAUGAUGCAACAGCAGCAGCCAUUGUGUGCCAGUAUGCUCCGCCCACAGUAGCUGAAGUGGUGAAGAGGCAGGAGAGAAUGUAAGGGGUGGUCUAGUGGUUAGCACUGUUGCCUCACACCUCUGAGACCAGGGUUCAAGCUCCUGCCAUGACUGGAUAAUGUAGCUCCAUCCUGGUUUGCUCCAGCCCCACCCCCCAAAAUAAGACAGAUGGAUAGAAGGACUGAGUUUUUUGCCCUUAUCAAAAGACACCUGCUACUUUACAGCCAAGUCAAACAUACUUUACUGGCCACAAUAACACCCCUCCUAGGGGAAAUGCAGCUCUCUGAGCUGGUCUCCCAUCCAAGUACUGGCCAGGCCCAAACCUGCUUAUCUUCAAACAGAUUACCAAGUCUGGCCUGCAAGUGCUAUGGCUGCUGACAGGUAGAACUCCUCUCUUCAACAUGAUAUGCCUGCAGUCAAACAACCGUAUUUACAUCACCACAUUCAGAAUCCGGCAGAGAGCUGCAGGAAAUCCCACUGUCAAAGAAUAUGUAUGGUUGAAUAUGGCAGGCUCGUGCCCAUUGCUUCCGGGAUAGGCUCCGGACCCCCCGCAACCCAGUAGGAUAAGCGGUUUGGAAAAUGGAUGGAUGGAUGGAAUACGGCAGGCCUUAAACCAAACCGUGUACUGCUGUAAGAGAUUGUAGUCACGUGGUUAAGUGUCUGCUUAUCCAGGGUGGGGCUGGUCUCUCCAGUAAGGGGUGGUGCACCUCACCUGUAGCUGCAAGGGUGGAGAGUUUCACCACUAUGAAGGUGAACCUGGGGCUGGAUGGAGUGGGGGGCUGAGAGCCUGGGGGGCUCCAAAAUUAAGUGGGCUGUCAUUAAAUACUCAGUAUUUAUCGUGAGGAAGCAAAGCUGCUCUUUUUAGCUUGUUUGUGCCUCUCAGAACUGUACAAUGUGUCUGUCAGACAUCAGCUGUAACAAGUGCUUUUUAACAAACUGCUGCUGCAGGCUUGUUGUUCUUGAGGCAGACGUACCUUUGGGGCACGUUCCAUGUGGCAAUUAUCCCGCUGAGCCCAGAUUGCGCCAUCGUGAAGCCGAGCAGGGCCCUCUAACCCUUAUAGGACACCCCCCCCCCCAAAGGGGGUUAUAAAUUGCUUUUAUAAAACAAAAAAUAAAAAGCAAAUCUAUUUUUUAGACUAAAUGUUACUGUAGCGAGAGCACAGCACAUGGACAGUUCUGAGUGACAUGGCCCACGGCAGCACUGGUACUGCACCUGCACUCAAGAAGAUCUCUGUGUUCAGAAUAGCAAAAUAAAGACUUUAUCAUUUAUUUUAUCACCA
Messenger RNA from Brienomyrus brachyistius, 3470 nucleotides. It is a transcript of the gene dusp14, whose product is annotated as dual specificity phosphatase 14. Gene Ontology annotation, cellular component: cytoplasm. The coding region runs from base 1045 to 1689 and encodes 214 amino acids. Gene Ontology annotation, biological process: protein dephosphorylation. Gene Ontology annotation, molecular function: MAP kinase tyrosine/serine/threonine phosphatase activity. The record is from RefSeq and is a predicted model, not a curated record. The transcript has 2 exons. Lineage: Eukaryota; Metazoa; Chordata; Actinopteri; Osteoglossiformes; Mormyridae.